Messenger RNA from Acomys russatus (golden spiny mouse), 1241 nucleotides. RefSeq names its product transmembrane protein 169 (gene Tmem169). The record is from RefSeq and is a predicted model, not a curated record. The transcript has 3 exons. The coding region runs from base 229 to 1122 and encodes 297 amino acids. Lineage: Eukaryota; Metazoa; Chordata; Mammalia; Rodentia; Muridae.
GCGCGCUAGACGUCCACCCAGAGCUGGACCGCUACUGGCGGCCGCCUGCAGCCCUCUGCAUCCUCAGCCUCCCUCCUGGGUCCCAGUGCACGUGUGGGUCACACACAUCCUUCGGGGGUGUUUGCAAAGUCCUUUCCAGAUGAGAGCUGUGUGAUGCAUGAAGCUUGAAUUUGCUCAAACAAGUCAGACUCUUCACCAAGUUAAGCCCAGUUAGUUCUCGGGACUGGGAUGGAAGAGUCAGCACCAGUGGAAAGCCAGGGUCAGCUCCCAAGCCCCCACCAUGGCUCACUGAGGAGGGCAGUGGCUGCUGCCCUGGCCCUGGAUGGAGAAUCCACAAUGAGCCGCAGGAAGAAGAAGAGGAAAGAGUCUCGUCCAGAAUCCAUCAUCAUCUACCGGUCAGAUAAUGAGAAAACGGAUGAUGAGCCUGAAGAAUCAGAAGGUGGAGAUCGGCCUAAAGAGGAGGAAGGGGAGGACUUCCUGGACUAUCCUGUAGACGAUGGUGUAUGGAACAUGCCUCUGGACAGCCACUACGUCACGCUAACCGGGACCAUCACACGAGGGAAGAAGAAGGGUCAGAUGGUGGAUAUCCACGUUACUCUGACAGAGAAGGAGUUGCGGGAACUGACCAAACCAAAGGAGCUGUCAAGGGAAGCAGCACCUGAGGGAAGAAGGGCCUGCCAGGUCGGGGCAGCCCAGGGGCCACAUGUGGUCCUCUGGACACUGGUCUGCCUACCUGUGGUCUUUGUCCUUUCUUUCGUCGUCUCUUUCUACUAUGGCACCAUCACCUGGUACAACAUCUUUCUUGUGUACAACGAGGAGAGGACCUUCUGGCAUAAGAUUUCCUGCUGUCCGUGCCUCAUUCUCUUCUAUCCAGUGCUCAUCAUGGUCAUGGCCUCUUCCCUGGGGCUCUAUGCCGCCGUGGUCCAGCUCUCAUGGUCCUGGGGGGCAUGGUGGCGAGCUGCCUGUGACAUGGAGAAAGGCUUCUGUGGCUGGCUCUGCAGCAAGCUGGGGCUCGAGGACUGUUCUCCCUAUAGCAUUGUGGAACUGUUGGAGUCUGAUAACAUCUCAGGCAGCCUCUCCAACAAGGACCCCAUCCAGGGAGUAGAAACCUCUACUGUCUAAACCGCCAGUGACUUCCUUUCCAGGCCCUAGUAGUCCAUAGGUAUUCUACAGUUCUAGCAGGUUCAUUCCUUAAACUGCCCAGUCCCCUCCACAGUCCUAGAAGAUGCCAGCUCGCACUG